This is a messenger RNA of Rhizopus microsporus ATCC 52813, 804 nucleotides long. Its product is annotated as putative PUP3-20S proteasome subunit beta3. Gene Ontology annotation, biological process: proteasome-mediated ubiquitin-dependent protein catabolic process. The transcript is spliced from 6 exons. Lineage: Eukaryota; Fungi; Mucoromycota; Mucoromycetes; Mucorales; Rhizopodaceae. Bases 167 to 781 code for a protein of 204 amino acids. The record is from RefSeq and is a predicted model, not a curated record. Gene Ontology annotation, cellular component: proteasome core complex; proteasome core complex, beta-subunit complex.
GCAUUUCCAAACCACCUCAUUAACACUGCGACAGUCGGAGCGACAAUGGCUGUUAGUGACGUAAUCUUCAUUUGCGCUACGUGUGCUUCAAUGGCGGGACAGUUACGCGUCAAAGCUGAACUUUGUUUUCUUCUAUCUCCCUCUUUAAUAUAAUACUUUUGUCAACAUGUCUAUUAUGCAAUAUAAUGGUGGCUCUGUGGUAGCCAUGGUCGGUAAAGAUUGUGUUGCUAUUGCAGCCGACAAACGUUUAGGCGCCCAAUUUAUGACAGUGUCGACCGAAUUUAAAAAGAUUUUUAAAGCAUCCGAAAAGACAUUUAUCGGUUUGGCAGGAUUAGCCACUGAUGUGCUUACACUAGCAGAUCGAUUCCGUUUCAAGACGAAUAUGUACAAGAUGCGUGAAGAAAGAGAUGUUGAACCCAAGACAUUUGCACAUAUGGUCUCUUCAACUUUAUAUGAAAGAAGAUUUGGACCUUAUUUUGUUGAACCAGUUAUUGCGGGCUUAGGAAAGGACAACAAACCAUUCAUUUGCUCUAUGGAUUUGAUUGGAUGUAUCAACUUUGCCAAAGACUUUGUUGUUGCCGGCACAGCAGGACCUAACCUAUACGGCAUGUGUGAAUCUCUUUGGGAGCCUGACCUUGAACCUGAAGACCUCUUUGAAACAAUUUCUCAAGCAUUAUUAAAUGCACAAGACAGAGAUGCUUUAUCAGGUUGGGGAGCUGUUGUAUAUGUCAUAACACCCAAUGAAGUCAUUUGUCGUUCUCUUAAGGCUCGUCAGGAUUAAACUUUAUAAAAUAAAGAAACCAC